Messenger RNA from Xyrauchen texanus (razorback sucker), 5143 nucleotides. It is a transcript of the gene kif20bb, whose product is annotated as kinesin family member 20Bb. Gene Ontology annotation, biological process: microtubule-based movement; mitotic spindle assembly. The transcript has 31 exons. The record is from RefSeq and is a predicted model, not a curated record. The coding region runs from base 67 to 4920 and encodes 1617 amino acids. Lineage: Eukaryota; Metazoa; Chordata; Actinopteri; Cypriniformes; Catostomidae. Gene Ontology annotation, molecular function: microtubule binding; plus-end-directed microtubule motor activity; ATP binding. Gene Ontology annotation, cellular component: nucleus; spindle microtubule.
CACGAACGACGCAUGGCGAUGCCUAACCGUAGAAACAAAAGAAAAUAAUAAUAGUAAAGCAGAAAAAUGAUGGAAUCGUGUUUAGCAUACAAGCCUGAGAAAGUUGGCUCAAUAACGGUUGAAGACCUCAGGAAGGAUCUUUUCUCAGAGUUCUCCAAAUUGUCCGAAUCAAGGGACUCGGUAUUACCGGAGAAAGAACAUUUGCAGGUCUAUCUACGUGUACGUCCAUUCACUGCUUCAGAGAGAGCAGAAGGAGAAUCGCAGGAGUGCAUCUCAAUUGAGCCACCAGAUACAGUGAUUCUGAAGGCACCAAGAACAUCUGUGACAGCCAGACACAGCGAGAGACUCGGACCACAGCUGGCACAGCGAUUCCAGUUCUCACAGGUGUAUGGUCCAGAAACAUCUCAAAGAAAGAUAUUUGAUGGGACAACAAAAAGCCUUGUGAAAGGAGUCUUGGAGGGAGGGAAUUCCUUGAUCUUUACUUAUGGAGUUACCAAUGCUGGGAAGACAUUUACAUUUCUUGGCCCUGAGUCAGAUGGAGGAAUUCUGCCCCGGUCCCUAAAUGUGAUUUUUAACAGCAUAGAGGGCAGAAUAUAUUCUCAAAACAACAUAAAGCCACAUCGAUGUGUCGACUUUACAAGACUAACUAAAGAGCAGCAGGAUGAGGAGGCUACAAAUAAGAGAAACCUUCUUCGCAGAUUUAAAGAUAGUGACUCCCAGAAAACCCUGUCCAGUAUGUCCAGCACCAGUUACUCAUUACUUGAAAGCUCCACCUCUAGUGACAUUGAUGGUGACAGUAUCUGUUUGGAUGAGGCCUCUUAUGGUAAAUUCUCAGUGUGGGUCUCCUUUUGUGAAAUCUACAAUGAAAACAUCCAUGACCUGCUUGAUCUUAUUUCAAAUGGAUCUCACAGAAGAAGUGUUUUGCGGCUAGCCCAAGAUAUCAAAGGCAAUGCUUUUGUUAAAGAUCUGAAAUGGUUUCAAGUGAAUAGUGCAGAUGAGGCACUGAAAGUUAUGAAAAUUGGAAGGAAAAAUCAAAGUUUCUCCUCCACUAAGCUCAACAACAUCUCAAGCAGAAGUCAUAGUAUAUUUUCCAUUCGAAUCUUGCGGAUUGAAGACGUGGGUGUUCCUCGAGUUCAGACAAUAAGCGAGCUUUCAUUAUGUGAUUUGGCCGGAUCUGAGCGAUGUGCAAAGACUCAGAACAGAGGAGAACGCUUAAAAGAAGCUGGAAACAUCAACACUUCCUUGUUAACUCUUGGGAAAUGUGUCAACGCUCUGAGACUCAACCAAACGCAAUCAAAGUUUCAUCAGCAUAUCCCCUUCAGAGAGAGUAAGCUCACACAUUAUUUGCAGGGUUUCUUCUGUGGCCGUGGAAAAGCCUGCAUGAUCAUUAAUAUAAACCAGUGUGCUUCCAUGUACGAUGAAACCCUGAAUGUUCUAAAAUUCUCAGCGCUGGCUCAGAAGGUAGUGGUCCUCAAUCCAAAACCGGCACCAAGCAUUGUGCUCAAAAGAUCUGCCAGGGAUGUGUCCAUGAUCAUCAAUAAUGCAGACAAGAAAGACUGGACCAGGAGAAGCUCGGUGAUGGGCUGGGAGAUGAGCCUAGAGGACGUGCAGGAGGAUGAAGAUGAUGAUGAGGAGGAAAUAGAUGAGGAAGAGGUGGAGACUGAUGAUGAGAGCAUGGAGGAAAACACUGUACUAGAUGCUGCAGAAGAAGAACAAGAGCUGCAAGAGCUUCAGCUGAAAAUUGAAGAGCUCAAAGAGAAGUUGUCCAAAGAAGAAUCUGAAAAACUGACUCUAGAAUCUCGAAUUCGUGAAGAAGUCACUGCAGAGUUUAUGGAGCUGUUCUCGAACAUGGAAAAAGAUUACAAUGAACGUCUCCAAAGAGAGAAGGAAAUAGUGGAGGAAAGAGCAGAAAGGAGGCUGGAGAUACUGAAGAAUCUGGUCAACAGGACUGUCCGAGAAAUAUCUGCUGAAAGCGCUGAUGAGAACGCAGAAAAGGAGUCUAAGAUUGAGCUUUUGGACAGCAUGAUUGAGGCAAUGCGAGAUGAUCUGCUGAAGAUAAAGGGAGAUGCAGAGGCUGUACAGACAUGCCUGACAAAUGUCCCUGACUCACUCACAGUCAGUCAUCUGAGGACACAGCUAGAGGAGAUGACUGAGGAGCUUCACAAAAGCCAACAACUUCUCAGUCUUAAAACUAAGGAGAUCGAAGCAAUGUGUGUUCAGACACAGAAAUCAAAUGAACAGCUUCUGGAGGCAAAUAGGAAUUCUGAAAACCAAAAAGUGAGAUGUCAAGAACUCAUGUCAAUCUGUCAGGAGAAAGAUGACAUGAUCUCCAAGCUGCAAACUGCUUUGGACCAAAAUGUUGAGGCAGCUACUAAAGAUAGGGCCUUGAUUAACAGUAUCAAAGAGGAAAUCCUACAUUUCAGAAACAACUGUAAGUGUAUGCUGAUUGUUGAUGGUGUUCCUAGAGAGGAGGAAAUUAAAUCCCAAGAAAUUAAAAAGCUCCAGCAAGAGCUGAAAAUGAAAGAUGACCUGCUGAAUAAACUUAAAAUUGAACAGUGUUCACUUGAGAAAAAAGUGUGUGAACUCUCUGAUAGACUGGCAAAGCAGAUGCAAACACAUGAAACUGUUGUUUCCUCUCUGGUGAUGGAGAGAGCAGAGGUCACCAAAGUCACAAAUGAGAACAAGGCUCUUGCCAGUGAGCUGCAUCUACUUCAGCAAGCAGCCGAUAAGACGAGCUCAAAGCUCAAGUCUGUUCAGAUGGAAUUGAACAGUCAGACCAAAAUGGCCAAUGACCUUUCAGAAGAACUUGAUGCAGCCAAAACUCUGAUUAAGGAACUUCAAGAGGAGUCUUGCAGUCAGUCCAAAACUAUUGAAUCCUUACGCCAGGACAUCAGUGCCCACCAGCUCUCAUAUGACCAAUCAGAGGCUCACCAUCAUGAUUACCAGAUGAUGGUGGAGUUAUCUCAGGAGAAGAACAGACAGAUCAAUGACCUAGCACAGGAGGUCAGCCAGACUAGAGAGAAAAUGUGCCAGCUGGAAGAAUUCUGCAGUGAGCUUAGACGUGAACGAGAUGCCCAGGUGAAUGAGUACCAGAACCUACUGAUCUGUUAUGAAGCUGAGAAGCUCGCCAUGGCCCAAAUAAGAAGUGACUCUGAGCUGUUGGAAGAGCUGACUGCACUGAAACAACAGCAAGGGAGGCUGGAAGAACAGGAGCAGGACUCCAGAGAGGAUUGCUGGAAAACUCUGCUUGACAAACUCAUGCAAACUCUGAGACAACUGAACCAGCAUGAGGAGGUUCUGAAUGUAGUAAAAUCGAUUGUAGAGAAUGAGAUCUCUAAGGCAAGAGGUAAAGCUGAGGGGAGAAUAAGUGAGAUGGAGAAGGAUCUCACUCGUAAAGAUGCAGAUCUUGAGAAUAAAUCUCAAGAACUUUUGAAGUCAACCGAACUUGUUAAUGAUGGACUCAAUAAAAUCAAUACAUUGAGUUGUGAUUUGCAACAAGUGGAGAGAGAACGAUCAAGUGUCAGAGAUCAAUUAUGUGAGGCUAAAGUGCAGAAUGAACAGCUACAGAAACAGAUUUUGAGCUUGAGUGAAGAAAGCAAGUUGUUUCAGCAGAGACUAUGUAAAGCAGAGGAGAUGGCUCUUCACCAUUUGAGCUGUAAAGAGCAAACUAUUGAUCCACAGCAGACUGCACAAUCCAACCAUGUGAAAGAAAAAGAGAAUAUACAGCUUUGCCAAAAAACCCAUGAAGAUAUUGUGCCAGAGCAGAAACUGACUGAGCAGAUAUGUGCAGACUUAAAUAAAGAGUGUUCACAGAGAGAUCAAGAGGACUUGCUGGAGGCCAAACUGAGUGAGAUCGAAUCUAUAACUGAAGAUCUUGUAAAACUGCAGGAGAUGUGUCAGAAAGGAAGUGUUUGUGUCCAUGAUGAACCCCUUCAGGAGGAGCAGAAAGCAUGCAGACCUGUGGAAAGCACAAAGCUGCCAAAUGAGGUGCAGGCAGAUGAUAAGCAAGAAAUGAGGCAGGGUAAGGGGCUAGAUGGAGCCAUGGGUGAAGAGGAGAAAGUGGCCCAGACAACAGGGCGACUAGAGGGAGACCAGCAAGGCAGGCUGCAUCUGGAGCUGGGAAUCUUAAAGCAACAGCUGGCUGAGAAGCAAGAAUCCAUUCUAAAAUUACAAAGGGAAAAAGAUGAUUUGGCUGCUAUUCUUAAAUCUGAAAGCCAGAAAAACGACAGUCCUAAACAGACUACAAAUGUGAAGACAGAGAAUGAAGGCGACUCUUUUUGUCCAACACAAGAGGUGGCAGUACAAGACUCAUCUGUCCUCUCCACGAAGAGUCUAACAGAAGUGCGUUUCCCCAAACCUGAGCUGGAAAUCAGUUUCACACCACUUAAACCUGACCGAGUGAAUGUCAGAAGACCAGGAGAGGAAGAGUCUGUCACAAUCAAACUCAGACGUACAGCUAGAAAGAGAAAAGGCCCAGGGAUAGAGAACUCUGUGGAGUCAGAAAAUCGAAAAAACAGACGGCUCAAGGUGAACAACGGGGAGAACAUGCAGUUUGAUGAGACUCCCACAGUGAAAGGCAAAAAGACGAGUGAAUUAAAACAGCAAGACUCUCCAGCCAGCCUGAAAGGUAAAAAAGAUGGAGCCCUGCAAAAGAUUGGGGACUUUAUCCAGAGCUCUCCAACCCUCUUUGGGAGCAAAGCCAAGAAGAUCAUGAGCAUGGUGAAUGUUAAAUCCCCCCAACCACAAAAUCCUUGUGAGAACAACAAACCCAAGAGAUCCAAACGAAAGCUCUUCAAAACCCAGAUUUCCUCCCCUCUAGACAUCCCCUCUCAUCCUAUCAUUGGAGGCAGUGAAGAUGAUAAAGAGAGUGAUCAUCUGAUUAUCAAGAGAAAACUCAGAACAAGAACUGUUAAGAGAUGAUGCAACCCUUUAUUUUGAUGGUCAAGAGUAAUUUUUUUUUUUUUUUUAUUAUUAUUAUUUUUAUUCUUUGGAAUUAUUUUUGUUGAAUUUUAUUUUUGUUUGUAAUAACAGUGCAACAUGUUUGUAAAUCAUUUAAAUGUUAUUUACAGCAGGUUUUGUAAUUUUUGUUUUGACUUAAAUUCAGAUUUUGAUUUCCUGUGAUUACUGAACAAAAUAUGACAAA